AUGACUGUUGAUGCCAUUAUUGAGUCCUUCCAAGACUUCAAGAUCAAUCCAACCGAGCCAGAGAACACGCAAUUCAAACCGCUCUGCUUCAACCCUCCAGCUGACCUUAGAGCAACCUGCAGUUCUCUCUCAGAGACCCCAACCUAUCUCUUCCGCGUGGCAUCUCCCAAGACUAGCGCCCAAACAAGCAGCACGUGGGUCCGCCCCAAAAGCACCCUCCCUCAUGAGGAAGACAUCUUCACCAACCUGGAUGAAGGCAACAAACGACGCCGCACAGCUGCCCUCCUGAACGACCAUCUCUGGUGGAAAGAGCCCCUCAACGAUCCCUUCGUUUCGUGGACCAGUUCCCUGCUCUUUGCCCUAGCAUACAUCUACUACCGCCACUGGAGCGAUAGCGACGGUUCGCCUCUGGAGAAGAUCAACCUCUACGUGAUCGACACGACCAAGUUCCCCCGUGGAACCUUCAUCCGUGAUGUGGACUUGCUCAAUGUCUUCAUCGAUUCCGAUCCCCUGCCAUACAGUAACGGUCUGGCUCGGUUGAAGAAGUGGCGCGAGGGGGAUCUCUACUUUGGCGAGUAUCUGUCGCAGGGUGCGUUGCAAAUCGAGGGCAAAUGCCAGGUGAUCAAUGCGCAGUCCCUCUUCGAUAGCAACCGGCUCCGGCGCAUUCAGCCCGCAUUCGCGGAUAUUGAGGUUCCCCAGCAAAGACCGCUAUGGGCGAAAGAGGUCCUUCAUCUCCGCCAGGUGUUGGAGACACGCGGUGGACAACGCAUGCAGAUACAGCCUGCGGUACUGCGUGAUGGCAUGCAUGCGCUCCGCGAGAUUGCGGACUUGUUCGAGAACCCCGCCUGGAGACUUCCCAUGGCGGUAUACUUUGCAGCGUUGAUGGGGGAUCGUCUGGAUGAGAACGUGGCGACCACUCCAACUACAACAGCAACACCGACCGCGGGGUCGGCUGCUGCUUUGCUCGAAGAAUUGCGAUCAUUUUACCGAUCUUCCGACAUCGGUCUCGAUUGCGACCAGCUCAAAACGAAGAUCAUCGCCCCCGCAGCGAUGCCCGAAUUGAUCCAGACCGAGAAGAUCUUUCGCCUUGUCCACAAAGACUACACUCUGAGAAAGGCACUUGGUGAGUUGAUUUUCUUAGUAGAUAUUAAAGAUGUAUGUCUCUAA
Messenger RNA from Aspergillus japonicus CBS 114.51, 1167 nucleotides. RefSeq lists its product as uncharacterized. The coding region runs from base 1 to 1167 and encodes 388 amino acids. NCBI's taxonomy places the organism in Eukaryota, Fungi, Ascomycota, Eurotiomycetes, Eurotiales, Aspergillaceae. The record is from RefSeq and is a predicted model, not a curated record. The transcript has 2 exons.